GCGGCCAUUUUCCCCUGGUCUGAGCUCCGCCUUCCUUCUAUCAUUCCCACAAGGCAGCAGGAGCAGAGAGCAGCCAUUGCUGUGUCUGGCAGCAGAGUUGUGAAGAAGACAUCUGGUGAGCAUGAGACACCCAGCAGCCAUCCUCGUGUGUCAGGAGGACUGAGCAGGUCCCAGAGCACCAUCACGGUGCCUCCACCUCACUCACUGAUACAUGAGAGACACAGUGACCAGAAGUUCCAGGAACUCACCAACAAGAUUAUUCAUCUGCUGACUGGAGAGGAGGGGGAGUAUAUAGAGGAACACAGGGGUCUGUACAAGGACGUGAUGAUGGAGAAUCACCGGCCCCUCACAUCACUGGAUGGACCCAGUAACAGAGAUACCCCAGAGAGAUGUCCCCGUCCUCUGUAUUCCCAGGACUGUACAGAGGAGAAUCACAGGACCCCACAGGAGGAUCAGGUAGAACGUCUGUCUAAUAUUAAAACAGAAGAUAUAGAAGGAGAAGAAGAGACGUAUGUGACUGAUAUGAAGGUAGAAGAUACAGAGGGAGAAGAAGAGACGUAUGUGACUGAUAUAAAGGCAGAAGAUAUAGAGGGAGAAGAGACGUAUGUGACUGAUAUAAAGGCAGAAGAUAUAGAGGGAGAAGAAGAGACGUAUGUGACUGAUAUAAAGGCAGAAGAUACAGAGGGAGAAGAAGAGACGUAUGUGACUGAUAUGAAGGCAGAAGAUAUAGAGGGAGAAGAAGAGACGUAUGUGACUGAUAUAAAGGCAGAAGAUAUAGAGGGAGAAGAAGAGACGUAUGUGACUGAUAUAAAGGCAGAAGAUGUAGAGGAAGAAGAAGGGACGUAUAUGACUGAUAUAAAGGCAGAAGAUAUAGAGGGAGAAGAAGAGACGUAUGUGACUGAUAUGAAGGCAGAAGAUACAGAGGGAGAAGAAGAGACGUAUGUGAGGGGUGAUCAGCAGUGUAAGGAGGAGGAGAUCCCUACAGAUAUCAGCACAGCUCUGACAGUAGAUACAGUGUUUCCCUGUUCUAUAGAUGCCAAAUGUUUUACACAGAACACAAAGCUUAUCACCCAUCAGGCAGCUAAAGCAGACAUCAGCGAAGUCACAGGUGAGAAGCCAUUUCUAUGCUCUGAGUGUGGGAAAUGUUUUGCAAACAAAUCAAAUAUUGUUAUAUAUCACAGAAGUCACACAGGUGAGAGGCCAUUUCCAUGUUCUGAGUGUGGGAAAGGUUUUGCACAUAAAUCACAUCUUGUUAGACAUCAGCAAAGUCACACAGGUGAGAGGCCAUUUCUAUACUCUGAGAAAUAA
Molecule: messenger RNA, 1308 nt
Organism: Pseudophryne corroboree (corroboree frog)
Lineage: Eukaryota; Metazoa; Chordata; Amphibia; Anura; Myobatrachidae
Product: zinc finger protein 572-like
Exons: 7
Coding region: 325-1308 (327 amino acids)
Biological process (GO): embryo development; regulation of transcription by RNA polymerase II; urogenital system development
Cellular component (GO): nucleus
Molecular function (GO): DNA-binding transcription factor activity, RNA polymerase II-specific; RNA polymerase II transcription regulatory region sequence-specific DNA binding
Source: RefSeq, a predicted model, not a curated record